AUGGCGGAUUUCAAAUUUAUAUUAUUUAUAUCCCUUUUGGCAGUUAACUACAUUGCUGCGAAUAAGGUUGUCGAGGAUGAGGAUUGGACUAAAAUAUACGAGACAGCUGACAUGAUCUGCGCUUGUUCCAUUAAUCAGUUAAAGCAGAAGAAAUGUUCUCUAGAUCUACCGUUCUACAAAGUAGGGGAUCCUAUGAAAAACAACAUUGAUCAAUUUUGCGAAGGUUUCAAAAAUAUUAUAUCUAAGGAAACUAAGUCAGUCAUAGGCCAUGGUGCAGCGGGAAAUAGUACAGAUGACAAAACUAAGUCAUCAAUAUCAACAGAUCUAAGCCAUGGCGCAGCGCACAAUAGUACAGAUGACAAAACUAAGUCAUCAGUAGCAACAAAUCCAGGCCAUGGCGCAGCGGGCAAUAGUACAGAUGACAAAACUAAGUCAUCAGUAGCAACAGAUCCAGGCCAUGGCGCAGCGGGCAAUAGUACAGAUGACAAAACUAAGUCAUCAGUAGCAACAGAUCCAGGCCAUGGCGCAGCGGGCAAUAGUACAGAUGACAAAACUAAGUCAUCAGUAGCAACAGAUCCAGGCCAUGGCGCAGCGGGCAAUAGUACAGAUGACAAAACUAAGUCAUCAGUAGCAACAGAUCCAGGCCAUGGCGCAGCGGGCAAUAGUACAGAUGACAAAACUAAGUCAUCAGUAGCAACAGAUCCAGGCCAUGGCGCAGCAGGCAAUAGUACAGAUGACAAAACUAAGUCAUCAGUAGCAACAGAUCCAGGCCAUGGCGCAGCGGGCAAUAGUACAGAUGACAAAACUAAGUCAUCAGUAGCAACAGAUUCAGGCCAUGGCGCAGCGGGCAAUAGUACAGAUGACAAAACUAAGUCAUCAGUAGCAACAGAUCCAGGCCAUGGCGCAGUGGGCAAUAGUACAGAUGAUAAAACUAAGUCAUCAGUACCAACAGAUCCAGGCCAUGGCGCAGCGGGCAAUAGUACAGAUGAUAAAACUAAGUCAUCAGUACCAACAGAUCCAGGCCAUGGCGCAGCGGGCAAUAGUACAGAUGACAAAACUAAGUCAUCAGUAGCAACAGAUCCAGGCCAUGGCGCAGUGGGCAAUAGUACAGAUGACAAAACUAAGUCAUCAGUAGCAACAGAUCCAGGCCAUGGCACAGCGGGCAAUAGUACAGAUGACAAAACUAAGUCAUCAGUAUCAACAGAUCCUGGCCAUGGUGCAGCGGGCAAUAAUACAGAUGACAAAACUAAGUCAUCAGUAGCAACAGAUCCAGGCCAUGGCGCAGCGGGCAAUAGUACAGAUGACAAAACUAAGUCAUCAAUAGCAACAGAUCCAGGCCAUGGCGCAGCGGGCAAUAGUACAGAUGACAAAACUAAGUCAGGCCAUGGUAAAGCACGCAAUGGUACAACCGUCAGAAGGAACGAUGGAAACGCAAAGCCUUUGACAAUUAGCGAGGAUCCGAACAAGUAUUCGUUGACAACGCUGCUAAUAAUAUUGUUUUGUUCUUUUGGUGCCGGGUUGCUCGUUGCUUUUGCGUCUAAAAAGGGAUACGACCACUACAAAACACGAUCAUUUGGGGGUGUCCGCAACCAGGCAUAA
This is a messenger RNA of Spodoptera littoralis (African cotton leafworm), 1599 nucleotides long. The record is from the annotation of a GenBank genome assembly. NCBI's taxonomy places the organism in Eukaryota, Metazoa, Arthropoda, Insecta, Lepidoptera, Noctuidae.